AUGCGCCAGUUCAGUAUCAUGACAGAGGCUGUCCAGCGUGGCGAUAUUGAGGAAUAUGUGCGCCAAUUCCGAGACCAGAUUCUACUCUACGACGGCACCACCCCAGGUCACCAAAAUGUCACGGCGGCAUUUCUGCCCGCCGUGCCGGCCGCGAACCAGGAUAUAUCGCGCGCGGUAGCGUUUGCGCGUCGUGGCGAUUUGGACUCGGCUCGCGCAAUCGCCGCACUCUACGCCUAUGCGGUGAUUGAGUACCAGGACAUUGGCCAGGGCCGCAACCGUGACUACUUGAUACUGCGUGAGGAGCUCGACAGCAACGGCCUUGGCAGAAGGAACUGGGGCAUGUAUAUCUUUGCGAAGACUGGUCCAAGAGGUGCUUCCUACGGCACGCCAAUCUCGAUUCAGGUCCCCCACCCCGUGUUUGACAGGAACACGCCCGAGCUGGGUAUCAGAACAUUUGUCGAGACCAACGCAGAUUCUUUCUUCAUUGCCGGCAUCUAUCGGUAUAGCACCGAAGCUUCGAAAGAACCGUCCACGUGGUCCAACGCCAGCUCUUCUGACAUGGCCCACAACGAGCACAGCUUGUUCCUCCAAUUAGCAGAGGAUUUCACGCGGCCGGCUGCAUUCAACUACUCUCGUGGGCAGAGAGCCACAACGGUAAUACAGAUCCAUGGGUUCGGAAACAGCGACAUGGAAGACGGCAAGUGGACCUACAACCCCAAAAGCUCAUAUCCCCAAAUUGUUCUCAGCAAUGGUGAUAAGUCGCUACGAGGGAAGCGCGUGGCUAUCCUGGACCGCCUAUCUCAGGAGUUUUGGAAACGUGCACCGAAAAGUAAUCAAAGGAUGACGACGGGGGUUUACAAUGGCUGGGAGUACAGCGAUCUCGGGGCGACUGGCAAUGUUGUCGGGAGGCGCAUUCGCGCACGAGGCGACGGUUCUACCUUUAUCCACAUUGAGGCCGACCCGUCUAUUCGGGUCACUGAUGGAUGGGCCAAGGCGCGGAAUAUCGAUGCGCACGCAGAUCGCGCAGAGAAACAUGGUCGGGUCGGCCGCACGUUGCGCCUGGUUCUAACGGCCGAGGACGGGCCGCCGCACUUGAUUGCACAGAAGCUGUAG
Molecule: messenger RNA, 1113 nt
Organism: Beauveria bassiana ARSEF 2860
Lineage: Eukaryota; Fungi; Ascomycota; Sordariomycetes; Hypocreales; Cordycipitaceae
Exons: 1
Coding region: 1-1113 (370 amino acids)
Source: RefSeq, a predicted model, not a curated record